Aphis gossypii (cotton aphid) is the source of this 5707-nucleotide messenger RNA. RefSeq names its product F-box/WD repeat-containing protein 7 (gene ago). Lineage: Eukaryota; Metazoa; Arthropoda; Insecta; Hemiptera; Aphididae. Bases 236 to 2185 code for a protein of 649 amino acids. Gene Ontology annotation, biological process: ubiquitin recycling; proteasome-mediated ubiquitin-dependent protein catabolic process. Gene Ontology annotation, cellular component: nucleus; cytoplasm. The record is from RefSeq and is a predicted model, not a curated record. Gene Ontology annotation, molecular function: ubiquitin binding. The transcript has 12 exons.
UUGAUUUGCUUGUAGUAUUGUUAAGAAGUGUUUGGUUUUAAAGUUAAAUUAAAAACAUCAGUUACGUCAUCGACCAAUUAAAUUGAGAUCUUACUGUCGAAACGCAUGUUUCACCAAAGUCGGAUUUCUAAUGUAUUUUAAAAUCCAUCUGUUGUGGGGGUGUCUCAACUAAAUGGUUCAAAAUUCUUGCACUCCAUUUAUUCAAAGUACAGUGUACCUGGACAAACACUGUUAAAUGGAAGGUGAUCAAUUGGAUUUUGAAGACCCGUCUACAUCGUGCCUUAAAAAGACUGAUUUUACCAGCCAAAGUCUGACUAUGUGUCCAGUAGUAUUGGAGACAGCAGAACAAGAAUUGAUAGCAGAAGAGUCUGCACCAACCACAGAUUCAGAUGAACUUGGAGUAGCUAAUAUUGAAAUGAAAGAUGUAUAUAAUAUGGAUUUAGUUGAUAGUACAUGUACAGAACAGGAUAUUUACUCUGAUGAGAGUCCUUUACCCGGUGAUUGGGGGGUUAAUGAUGAUUGGAUGGAUAAUCCUAGUGAACAAGAAGAUGCUUCUAAUGCUAAUGCUAUUUUGCGAAAAAGAAAAAUAUCAAAUUCCACAUUCACGUCUGAAGAUUUUCCGUCCAAAAAACAAUAUUAUGAUCAAAACAAUUUGAAUCUUGAAAGACUGACACCUAAAUUAGCUGAAAAUGAAUUAGAUAAAAUAGAUAAAAUAAAGAUUCGUCGAAGUUGUAUACCGUCCAAAGAUGAUCCUCCUGAAGAAAUGAUGGAAUGGUUAAAAACUUUUACGAAAUGGUCAAACGCUGAAAGGAUGUUAGCUAUUGAUAUGUUAGUAGAUGAAUGUGAACCUACUCAAGUUCGUCAUAUGCUACAGCUUAUUGAACCACAAUUUCAACGAGACUUUAUUUCUCUACUUCCUAAAGAAUUGGCCUUAUAUGUUUUAUCAUAUUUGGAACCCAAAGAUUUGUUAAAAGCAGCUCAAACAUGUCAUAGUUGGCGAUUUUUAUCUGAAGACAACUUAUUAUGGCGUGAAAAGUGCCUAAACGCUAAUAUACCUUUGACGGAUCCGUUUACUAUUAAGUGUUCAAAAAAUCACAGUGUUACCUCACCAUGGAAGUCUUCAUACAUGAGACACCAUGCAAUUGAAAUGAAUUGGAGAAUAAAACCAAUUAAAAUGCCAAUAAUACUCAAAGGCCAUGAUGAUCAUGUAAUCACAUGUUUACAAUUUUGUGGAAACCAAGUUGUCAGUGGUUCUGAUGACAAUACGCUUAAAGUUUGGUCAGUUAUAACGGGAAAAUGUUUGCGUACAUUGGUUGGACAUACUGGAGGUGUAUGGUCAUCACAAAUGGCUGGUAAUGUUAUAAUUAGUGGUUCCACUGAUCGUACUCUUAAAGUAUGGAAUGCAGAAACUGGUCAAUGUACACAUACAUUGUAUGGUCACACUUCAACAGUUCGUUGUAUGCAUUUGCACGAAAAUAAAGUUGUAAGUGGUUCAAGGGAUGCAUCACUCAGGUUGUGGGAUAUAAAAACUGGUCAGUGCUUAUCUAUAUUCCUUGGUCAUCAGGCUGCUGUGCGUUGUGUCCAAUAUGAUGGCCGAUUAAUAGUUAGUGGUGCUUAUGACUACCUAGUUAAAGUAUGGGAUGCAGAAAGUGAAAUCUGUUUACAUACAUUAUCUGGUCACACUAAUCGUGUAUAUUCUUUACAAUUUGAUAGUAUUCAUGUUGUAAGUGGAUCUUUAGACACUAGCAUAAGAGUGUGGGAUGUAGAGACUGGUACCUGUAAGCACACUUUAAUGGGACAUCAAUCUUUAACUUCUGGUAUGGAAUUAAGAGAUAAUAUAUUAGUGUCUGGAAAUGCAGAUUCAACAGUCAAAGUAUGGGAUAUACUUACUGGACAAUGCUUACAGACUUUAUCAGGUCCAAACAAACAUAAUUCUGCAGUUACAUGUUUACAAUUUAAUACCAGAUUUGUGGUAACUUCUUCUGAUGAUGGAACUGUUAAAUUAUGGGAUGUAAAAACUGGCGAAUUUAUUAGAAAUCUAAUAGCACUAGAAAGUGGUGGAAGUGGUGGUGUUGUAUGGCGAAUUCGUGCAAAUGAAACAAAGUUGGUAUGUGCGGUUGGCAGCCGCAAUGGCACUGAAGAAACCAAAUUAUUUGUAUUGGAUUUUGACGCUGACUACAAGUAACAUCGAAUAACAAAUUUGGUAGUUUGCAUCACACUUUUUUUUUUGUGGUUUAAGGAGAGUUACGAAUAUUUGGGACUGUUAACUUAGGUUUAAAAAUGUCCCUUAUAUAUUAUCAGUUAUCACAUUUUACCGUUUUCAUAAUGUUUCAGUAUUAUGUUUUUUAUUAUUAUUAUUAUUAUUUAUAAAGGAGGGGAAUUAAAGUAAAGUGGUAUCGCAACCUUCUGGAUGAUCUAGAAAGAUACAUGGCGUGUUUGUGAUUUAUAGCGUAUUAAAACGAAGUUAUAGAUUAAUUUACAUAUUAUUUUCUAGUCUUUGAAGCUAUAAUAAUCAUAAUUUGAUAUUCUUUAAGCCAAUUAAAGUGGUUGUUCUUUUUAUUAUUCCCAGUAUACUAUUUAACAUGAUAUUUGAGAAAUAAUUAAGAUACAAAUUAUUGAAUAAUUUAAUAAUAUUUAGUGUAAAUGAAUAAUAAAACUUAACUAAAUAUUACUUAACUUGAAUAGAUCAUACAUUUGCAAAUUACAAACUUCUACCAGAAAGUUGUUUUCUAAUAAAAUUGUUAGUUUUUAAGUUUAAUUCAUUCUUUUUGGUUAAGAAACAAAUGUAAAUGAUAACUUAUAAAAAACUUAUAUGUCAGAAGCUUUAACUAGAAACAUUUCAUAAAUUCAAAGACUUAACUUUUACUUCUUUGCAAAAGUUUUUAAAAUUUUGUUCUUUGAUUUUCCUUAUUAUUAUUAUUAUUAUAAAUUUUGUUAUUAUUAUAAAGUAUUGGUAUAUUUUUAACUUGCCAUAAGUGUUAAGUUGUGAGGAGGAGGAGAGUUUGAAUUCCAAGAUUUUGAUUUUCUUGACAUAUUUUCUAUUUUCUUCUUCCUGAUCUCAAAAAAAAAAAAUAAAACUAAAUUAUAAUCUAUUAUAUUCUGUAUAAUCCUUUUCUAUCAAUUUAUUUAUUUAUUUUUAUUAUUGUCGUAUAUCUAUAUUAUGUUCUUCAAAUUUUAAUUGUCCAGCUAUGAUAAAAAAAAGCUCUAAUGAUAGCUUUUUUUUUAUUUUUUUUGUAAAUUUUACUAAUACAAUGUAUGUAGAGUGAUUCACCAAGCAUGCUCACCAAUCUUACAAUUAUUUAUUAAUUUCCUUGUUAAUAAAGAGAAGAAUAAUUUUAAUUGAUCUUUUUUAUCAAAUUUUAUGACUUAAAUGAUAUAAAAAUAUCUCUUUUAAAAAAAGUGUAUGUAUAAUAUUAGAAAAUUCCCCAAGCAUAAUUAAGGUAAACGCGUAAAUUCAAAGACUAUUCUAUCCUUAAUCUUAACAUAUUUUAGAAUAUUAAUAAUUUAUGUCAUUUCAGUUACACUUUUUGUAACGAUUGUAUUGCAUCUUUUAUUUACUGAUGGAGAAUGCAGUGAAUACAUAGUAUUUCAGCUAUAUAGCUGCCUUUUCAUUAGUAAAUACUGUGGCUAUCUUUUUGUUAGCAGUUGCAGUACUAACUAACCCAGAGCAUGUUCAUUUAAUGCAAUUCGGCAAUAAUUUAUUGUAUUAAUAUUUGUUUAUACCAGGUAUCAGUGUACAAUAAUUUAUAAAUGAGCAUUCCCAUGCUUCAGAGUCAAAAUAAGUCACUAGUGUUUAUAUGAUAUACCUAACUAUAUUUAUCAUAAAUAUUAUAUAUAAUAUUUUUGAAAAAUUCACUAGUCUUUUUUUUAUUAUUGUUGGACAACUUUAAAUUUACAAUUUUAAAAUUAUUAUUUGUUUAUCAGUUAUAAUUAAAAACAAUGGUUCAAAUCUAUGAUUUAAAAUUUAAUAUUUAAUUUUGGAUAUUUGGAGGUAAAUUAUGUCUGAAUUGGUGAGUUUUAAUAUUUUGUAUCAAAACAAAAAACUUGUUUAUAAGAAUUGAUUGUACAAUUUCAUUAAUAACGAGUUAUAGUAUGGAUACUAAAUAAUAGUUACCAAUUCAAUUGUUAAAUUGAUUAAUACAAAUAGUGGUCUUCAUUGUUGUUUUUUUACUUGGUCACAAUUGUGAUAAGUUGUAAAAAUUUAAAAACUAAUAAAAAUACUUUUCAGAAGUAUUAACACUGCCGAAAUAGUGUAAAUAUCUAAAUUAUAAAGUCACAGAUCUUACAUAAUAGAUCAUUUUAAAAAAAUUUAUGGAAACAAAAAUAUUUGUCAUCAAGCAUAUUGUAUAUUAUAAUUUUCUUUGAUCUGUCAUUGUCAUUGUAAAACAAAAAAUUGCUGGACUUGUUUAAUUAUGACUAAUAUAAGAGUUAAUAAAGAACAAUUGUUUUAGCCAUUUGAUUUAAUUAAAUUUAAACUUUUAAAAGAUCUCAAUUGAUUGUGAAUGUUUCCAAAAAUAAUGCAUACUAUUCAAAGAAUAAUUUGACAUUAUUCUUAGAAAAGCAAACUAGUGAUUUUAUAUUAUGUCAUCAACUAACAUAAAAUUAAAUAUGAUUAAAGUAUAAUUAGGACAUUUUUGUACGCGGGAGAAGGGAACUUAAGAAAAUGAAGGGCGACUUAAGUGCAAUAAAAUUGUUUUCUUAAAUGAAUAUUUAAUAAUAUUGCUUUGAAUGUAAAUAUGUAUCUUUAUUUUAUAAUAAUUAUUAUUAAAAUAAUUUAAGGAUUAAAUUUGUUGAUUAUUAAUUAGACCAUUAAUUAUUUUCAUUUAGAAAAUAAUUAAGAACUUAUUAAUUAUAAUGCUCAAUGUUGAUAGGAUGUAAAUAUUACAUUAGUAAUAAUAUUAAUUAACUAUCAUGUCAUUGAUGAUUAUUUAAAAUGAACAAAAUUACCAUAUUUUGUUUUGUAAGUGCCAAAAACUAGACUAUUUUGUGGUUAAUUUAUGUAACUAUCCCAUGUAAUAAUUACAAUAAUAUUGUAUCCACCUAACACAUUCGUAGUUGCCAAUUGCAAUUUUUUAAUUAUUAUAAUUUUUAUUUUAUUUUUUGGUAAAAACAUGUUCACUUCUUUACGUCUUAUUAAAAAAUUUCUAUAACAUUAAAAAUUGAUGUCUGGUUUUAAAAAUUGUUCUUACCAGAUAUUAGUAUUACUAUUCUAUUGACCAAUGCAUUACCAAUAAAAUAGUAUCAAUUUAACUCUAUUUUAUAUUUAUUAUUUUUGAAACUGACAAAUAAUAAAUGCAUAUUUAUUUUUUUAUUUAUGUAAAUUAUAUUUGAUGAAUGAAUUAUUGAUUUUGUUGUUGCGACUGUAUUAGGUACAUAAACAAUAAAUAUAGUAGUUCAACUAUAUACUAAACAUAGUAAAAUUAUUUUUAAGACCUGUGAUUUAUUAAUUAACUUCUUUCUUCUUUCGUUAUAUUGUAACAUUAACCACAAAACUAUAUUUUUUAGUUUUAUAUUUUGUUUGUGAAUAUAUUAUUAUUAAAUUUAAGUAACUUUAUACCAAUAGAUAUUUGUAAUGAAUAGUAAAUUAUUUUAAGUUACAACUAAUGUUUAAGUAAUUCUGUUGUUAUUUAUUUUUCUCUUGUUUAUAGACGUAUAUAAAAUUGUAUGAUUUGCGUAUAAAAGUAAUAAAAAUGUUUAUAUGAAAAAA